AUGCAGUACUUGAUGGUACUCUCGCGAGCCGCGAGGUCAAAACAGCGGACGUUGCACUCCUUGAAACCAUCACGCAACUUGACGACAAGAAGAACCACAUUUUCGCUCAACACAGGGGCAAGCAUCCCGGCCCUUGGCUUCGGUACAUUCCAAGAUCCUGAGGCUCAGGUGGAGGCAGUGUCCAAAUCACUGAAGGCUGGUUACCGUUUGAUCGAUACAGCCAAGGUGUACGAAGUUGAGAAGCAAGUUGGCGAGGGUGUGAGGCGGUCUGGCGUUCCGCGGGAAGAGGUUUUCAUCGGCACCAAGUUAUGGUGCAAUGAUUACCAUCCUGAUGACGUAGAACGCGCUCUAGACGGUUCUCUGGAGGAUUUGAAAAUGGAGUACGUUGAUCUCUUUAUGCUGCAUUAUCCGGUCACUUUCAGACGAGGAGACGACAAGUUUCCGCGGGAUGCCAACGGCAGGAUGAUCUUGGGGGAUACAACCUUUGUGGACACUUGGAAGGCGAUGGAGAAUGUGAUGAAGACCGGAAAAGCUCGAGCCAUUGGAGUCUCGAAUUUUUGCAAGUCAGAAAUCGAGACGUUGCUCCGUGAAUGCGACAUUAUUCCAGCUGUCCACCAGAUGGAGGUACACCCUUACCUACAACAGAAAUCGUUCAACAAAUGGCUCAAAUCCAAAGGAAUCCACGUAGUCCAGUUUAGUCCUCUGGGGAACAUGAAUCCUUUUUACCGCAAAACUGGAUGGAGCAAAGACAUCGCACAUGUUACAAAGCCUAUCACAGAAAGCCCAAUCCUGAUCGAAAUUGGACAGAAGUAUGGCAAAACUCCGAUCCAGAUUGCAUUGGCAUGGGGUAUCAACUCUGGUCGCUCGGUCAUUCCCAAAAGUACGAUUGACUGGCAAAUACAACAGAAUAUAGAGGCCGACUUCGCUUUGGACGCCGAGGAUAUGCAAAAGAUUGGAGAAAUGGAUAUUCAAGCUAGGUUCAAUGAUCCUAGUCUCGAUUACCAGUACAGAUUGUACAGCGACCUCGAAGGGAUCGAGGGCACCAAGGAUGGAAAGACGCAUUGA
Exophiala dermatitidis NIH/UT8656 is the source of this 1065-nucleotide messenger RNA. RefSeq names its product alcohol dehydrogenase (NADP+). Gene Ontology annotation, molecular function: aldose reductase (NADPH) activity. Gene Ontology annotation, cellular component: cytosol. The record is from RefSeq and is a predicted model, not a curated record. The coding region runs from base 1 to 1065 and encodes 354 amino acids. NCBI's taxonomy places the organism in Eukaryota, Fungi, Ascomycota, Eurotiomycetes, Chaetothyriales, Herpotrichiellaceae. The transcript has 2 exons.